This is a messenger RNA of Urocitellus parryii (Arctic ground squirrel), 2040 nucleotides long. The record is from RefSeq and is a predicted model, not a curated record. NCBI's taxonomy places the organism in Eukaryota, Metazoa, Chordata, Mammalia, Rodentia, Sciuridae.
UUUCAGUGGUUCUAGGAAGAGAGGUAGAUACCUACAUGAUAUAGUGAAAUAUUUUCUGUAUCCCUCUGUAAUGUCCUCUUCCUCACGUGCAGAUAGGGCUGGGUUGUGGAGAAGCCACAGUGCAUCASCUUCCUUUCUCUUUACAAGCAGGAAUGUGUCCUUCAGACCUGAGUGUCCUCUCCUGGUUGGAGCAAGAGAGGGAGCCCUGGACUGUGAAUGGCCCAGAGGAAAUAUCCAGGCCUGCAAWUGAGUGGGCAUGUGUGGAGGGUGUGAACGCAGACAUUACUCCAGAAMGUUUCAUCAAGGAAUGUUCACCAAAUCAGCACAGCUGUACAGGAGAAAUAGUCCACACGGUGACAUUGAAGACAUGUGACGGCCGUGCCAUUGAAGGAUCAUGCUUGGAUGAAACCCGCAAGAGUACAUGGGACUUAUGUUGUUGGAGCAAUGUAGGAAGACAUCACACAGGAUUUUCUAUGACUCAAGAGGAAAGUCCCCCUGGUUGCAGAGGUGAACGUGGAGGCAGGGAUGCAGGGAAGGUGCUCAUCAACAGUUGGCUUGGAUUCAGCUUUCAGUCAYAUCUGCCUGAACCACAGUCCUUUCAAGAUGAAGGGAACCUUCAUAAAUGGAUCGAUAGUGAGCAGGCUCUCGACAAUGGUUCCUUGCUUCCAUGUGAUACAUGUGGCAAGGUCUUCAAUCAGAUUUCACACCUGGCAAGUCAUCGUAGAAUCCACACCGGAGAGAAACCUUACAAAUGUGAUGAAUGUGGAAAGGUCUUCCACCAAAUUUCACACCUUGCACAACAUCGAACCAUUCACACAGGAGAGAAACCUUUCAAAUGUAAUGAGUGUGGCAAGGUCUUCAGUCGCAACUCGUACCUCGUUCACCAUCUGAUAAUCCACACUGGGGAGAAACCGUACAAAUGCAAUGAGUGCGGCAAGGUCUUCAAUCAAAAAUCAAUCCUUACAAGUCACCGAAGAAUUCAUACUGGAGAGAAACCAUACAAAUGUGAUGAAUGUGGGAAGGUCUUUAAUCAGAUUUCACACCUUGCAGAACAUCGCAGAAUUCACACUGGAGAGAAACCUUACAAAUGCAAUGAGUGUGGCAGUGUUUUCAGUCAGAAGUCAUCCCUUGCAAAUCAUCAGAGAAUCCACACAGGAGAAAAACCUUUUAAAUGCAAUGAGUGUGGCAAGGGCUUCAGCCGUAACUCAUACCUAGCAGAACAUCUGAUAAUCCAUACUGGAGAGAAGCCAUGCAAAUGCAAUGAAUGUGGCAAAGUCUUCAGUCAAAUAUCACAUCUUACAUGCCAUCGCAGAAUCCAUACGGGAGAGAAACCUUACAAAUGUAAUGACUGUGGCAAGGUCUUCAGUCUGAAUUCAUCCCUAGCACAUCACCGCAGGAUCCAUACUGGGGAGAAACCUUACAAAUGUAAUGACUGUGGCAAGAUGUUCACUCAAAAUUCACAUCUUGCAUGUCAUCGCAGAAUUCAUACUGGAGAGAAACCUUACAAAUGCAAUAACUGUGGCAAGGUCUUCAGUCAAAAUUCACAUCUUGCAUGUCAUCGCAGAAUCCACACUGGGGAGAAACCUUACAAAUGUAAUGACUGUGGCAAGGUCUUCAGUGUGAACUCAUCCCUAGCCCAUCACCGCAGGAUCCAUAGUGUAGAGAAGCCUUAGACGUGUAAUCAGUGUAGGAAAAGAAAUGCAAUGAAUGUGUUGGGGACUUCAGUCACAUUGGCACAUCACAUGCCAAGCAUUUAUGGUGGAGAGAAACCCUAUGAAUAUGAUGAAUGUGGCAAAACCUGUAGGGUGCAUCUGGCCUGGCCAAUCAUGUGAUCCACACCAAGAGGGCAUGUCAAGGUGUUCACUGACAUUUCCUAUCACGCAGAUUUUCAAGAUCUCAUCCUAGGAAAAAACCACAAAUGAAUUAAGCACAGUCUUUGUCAGAAUACAAGUCAUGUAAUACCACUUUAUUUCCUAGUGGAGAAAUUAUCUUCUAUAUGUAAUGAAUAUCUGAACCUUUAGGCCUCAUUUAAAGCUUAGA